AACAUCACAAGAGUGCGAGUCGCAUCACUUCACCUCUGCCCGGACCAUAUUCCACGCUCAGGCUGACCUCGACCUCGACCUCGACCUCGCGCGUCUGGCCGUGUCUGGAAACGAAGCACGAAGCACCGGCCGCCUUCGGUUCCAACCUUGCAUACUUCUACCUCCCGCACCUGCAUCUGCGCAAUUCAACACCAUCAGCUUCCAUCGUUACCCUCGUCUUCGCGUCUCCCGCCUUGGGCCUUGGCAUCCACGCCCCACCAGAGAUCGUCCUUCGGUCCUCUUUCAGCCUUGCGCGUGUGUGCGUCGGCACAUUGGAUGCACUCCGCUGCCACGAUACGACCAAAGGCGUGGAUCGCGCUUUCGCUGUCCCACUUUGCACUUUCCUCUCCAACUUUUACGCUCGUCGCGCAUUCUCUCUGACCGCUGCAGGAGACAUGCUCUGAUUAGAGGCCGAACAAAUCCUACCCCGACUCUGCUCGCCCUUCCCUUCUUCUCUUGGCAUCUUGCCUUCGAUUCCCAAAGCUCCGUUCACCUUCAGCGGCUUCGGACUCCACGAUCGACAGGGCCUUCCACCUCGACCAGCCUUGCACCCACUCAUACAAGCGGGCGAACCGGAACUCUCUUCGAGACACCUGUGGCUUCUUUGGUCAAUGCGCAUAUCCUGAACCACCGCCGCCAUGUCUCUUCCUCUGAGCUCGGAAGAGGAAAACAACUAUACCUCCAUCAUCGAUGGCAUCCUUGCGACUGCAGACCUGACCACCAUUACCCGAAAGAAGAUUCGUCUGGGAUUGGAGAAGGCUCUUGGCGGGAAAGACCUUAGUGACCAGAAAGAUGCCAUCAAGGCGCUGAUAGAAGAGCGUUUUGAUGCCAUCUCCGGAUCGCAGGACACCGUCCCAAUUGCUGAUUCUUACUCGGCAAGUCCCGCACCCAAGAGGGAAGCAAACGGUCACGAUGACGACGACGGAGACGGCGAGAUCGAAGUGUCCGUUGCGCCUGUCAGAAAGAGACAGAAGCGCGAGGACUCAUCUGAAGACGCGGAUGCCAAGCUCGCCGCCGAGCUGCAGGCGCAGGAAAACAGAAUGGCCAGAGGACGGACGACUCGUGGCGGCAAUGGCGCGCCCAGCAAAGCAACUAAGAAGAAGAAGGCACCGCGAAAGAAGAGCGACAAGAAAGUUGACGACAGCGAUGUCGAGGAGGGCACAGAGCCGCCAAAGCGCAAGGCCGGUGGGGGUUUCCAGAAACCGUUCAACUUGAGCGAGCCGCUGGCAGAGCUGCUCGGUGAGCCUCAGCUCUCCCGCCCACAGGUCGUUAAGAAGCUCUGGGAGCAUAUCAAAGGCAACGAUCUUCAGGACCCCGAAAACAAGCGGCAAAUCCGUUGCGACGACAAGAUGCAUGCUAUUUUCAAACAAUCUAGAGUGGACAUGUUCCAGAUGAACAAAAUGAUCGGCGCGCACCUUUAUCCGGUCGAAGAGCAGUAGAAAAGGAAGUUCAAGAAGGUCCAAGAAGACAGGGUGCGGACAAGCGGAGCGAUAUAAGCAACGGCGUCUUUCUGGUUUGGGACGGGCUAUCAGCAAACUUUGGGGGGUGUUUGUUUGGGCAUCCAGGGACAGGACAGCAAAUGAGCAAGGCGGAUCGUGACACUGGGGUUGAUGAUUCUUGGAGAGGAGGAUCAGUAAAAAGCGGUGGACGGGCUUGUGGUCAGCAAGGUAUCUUUUUUAUACCUAUGCAGCCAUGCUGACCAGGGCAUUGGCGACAUUUGGACUGCAGGCUCGGCCUGAAGACGAGGAGACUGGGCUAGGUUUGGCCUUUGGAACAGGUCGGCACCAGUCUGCAUUUCAACGCACUUGAUUAGCAUCGUACCGCUCCAAGGCACCCGAGUGACGCACUGCUUCUUUUGGGUGAUAAUGCCGGCCGUACAGAGCACAGUACAGUCC
Colletotrichum destructivum is the source of this 1934-nucleotide messenger RNA. Its product is annotated as Putative SWIB/MDM2 domain-containing protein. Bases 678 to 1478 code for a protein of 266 amino acids. Lineage: Eukaryota; Fungi; Ascomycota; Sordariomycetes; Glomerellales; Glomerellaceae. Gene Ontology annotation, biological process: nucleolar large rRNA transcription by RNA polymerase I; transcription initiation at RNA polymerase I promoter. Gene Ontology annotation, molecular function: RNA polymerase I cis-regulatory region sequence-specific DNA binding. The record is from RefSeq and is a predicted model, not a curated record. Gene Ontology annotation, cellular component: RNA polymerase I upstream activating factor complex; nucleus. The transcript is spliced from 4 exons.